Messenger RNA from Arachis ipaensis, 3159 nucleotides. RefSeq names its product Restriction endonuclease, type II-like superfamily protein (gene UVH1). Gene Ontology annotation, biological process: double-strand break repair via homologous recombination; resolution of meiotic recombination intermediates; nucleotide-excision repair involved in interstrand cross-link repair. The record is from RefSeq and is a predicted model, not a curated record. NCBI's taxonomy places the organism in Eukaryota, Viridiplantae, Streptophyta, Magnoliopsida, Fabales, Fabaceae. Gene Ontology annotation, molecular function: damaged DNA binding; single-stranded DNA endonuclease activity; single-stranded DNA binding. Gene Ontology annotation, cellular component: nucleotide-excision repair factor 1 complex.
UAGGAAUAAACUGUCAAGUUGAAUUUGGCGCUACCAACUGCCGCGCGAAAAACCCUUCUUCACCCUUUUCUGUUUCCCCGCUGCCCAAAAAGAGAAAAGAAAAAAAAAUGGUUCAAUUCCACGAGCACAUCAUCACAGAACUUCUAGAAGAUAUCAAUGGCGGAUUGGUGGUGCUCUCCUCCGGUCUCUCGCUGUCGAAGCUGGUGUCGUCCCUUCUCCUCCUCCACACUCAUUCAGAGGGAACACUCCUCAUCCUCUCCCCUUCCUCCGCAACUCUUAGGUCCCGAAUCACCUUCAAUCUCAAAACCCUAAACCCUCAAUUCACCCAAAUCCCCUCCGAGAUCACCGCCGAACUCCCCGCCCACCACCGCCACUCCCUCUAUUCCUCCGGCAACAUCUUCUUCAUCACUCCCAGGAUUCUCAUCGUAGAUCUCCUCACCAACAAGAUCCCCACAUCCAUGAUCUCCGGAAUCAUCAUCCUCAAUGCGCAUUCUCUCAGUGAAACCUCCACCGAGGCCUUUAUCAUCCGAAUUUAUCGAUCACUGAACCGUGGCGGUUACGUCCGGGCUUUCUCCGAUAAGCCGCACGCGAUGGUGUCCGGGUUCGCGAAGGCGGAACGGACAAUGAAGUUCUUGCAUGUGCGGAGGCUGCACCUUUGGCCAAGGUUUCAGGUCUACGUGUCGCAGGAGCUGGAAAGGGACCCGCCGGAGGUGGUGGACAUCAGGGUUCCGAUGAGCAGGUACAUGGUGGGGAUCCAGAAGGCCAUUGUGGAGGUCAUGGAUGCUUGCUUGAAGGAGAUGAGGAAGACCAAUAAGGUCGACGUGGAGGAUCUGACGGUGGAGAACGGGUUGUUCAAGUCGUUUGAUGAGAUCGUGAGGCGCCAAUUAGACCCAAUUUGGCAUACUCUGGGGAAGAAGACUAAGCAACUUGUUUCGGACCUUAAGACAUUGACGAAAUUGUUGGAUUAUCUUGUGAGGUAUGAUGCAGUAACUUACUUGAAAUACUUGGAUACGCUAAGGGUGUCCGAGAGUUUUCGAUCUGUUUGGCUAUUUGCAGAGGCAAGUUAUAAGAUUUUUGACUUUGCAAAGAAACGUGUUUAUCAUCUUGUGAGGUCGGACGGUACAAAAGUAAGUGAAGUGAACAAGAGUGCUAAAAACAAAAAGAGGAAGGUUAAGGAGGAUAACAAAGACAGUGAAGAAGCAGAUGAUGGGACUUCUUCAAGUUCGAAUGCCGGCUUAGUUUUGGAGGAAGUCUUGGAAGAAGCACCAAAAUGGAAGGUCUUACGUGAGAUUCUUGAGGAAAUAGAAGAAGAAAGGCAAAAGCAAGGCGGGUUAAGAGAGGAAUUAUUGGCCGAAGGUAAAGACACUGACAAUGGCAUUGUAUUGGUGGCAUGUAAGGAUGAACGAUCAUGCCUGCAGAUUGAAGAAUGCAUUUUCAAAAGCCCACAAAAGGUCAUGAGUGAAGAAUGGAAAAAGUACUUGCUAAGCAAAGUACAGCUGCGUGAUAUAGUGCAUAAGAAAAAGAAGCCAAAAGAUCCCAAAGGUUUUGGGAUUCUUGAUGGAGUUACUCCCAUAGCACCUGCUCAGAAUGCGGAAACCAGCAGCAUUAGUAAGCAGGAGCAUGAUGCACUUCUCGCAGCAGCAUCAGGACUAAGAGGUCUUGCUGAAAAUGACUUUGAAGAUCCUCAGCCAGAUUUUGGUGGACGGGGUCGUGGAAAAGGAAAGAGAAAAGUAGGGAAUAAAAAGGGUCCAAUCAUUAAUGAUGAAGUACAAAGUGGUAAUAGAGAGGCUUCCACUAGUUAUAAAGCUGAGACAUCUGUAGAAAACAUGGUCCUUAGAAAGCAUAAAAAUCCUGAUACCACAACAGCAAAUGCAAAGCCAUUACCACCAGUACAGCUUUAUGCCUUAGAAAGUGAUCAGCCUAUACUGGAUAUAUUAAAGCCCUCUAUAGUCAUUGUUUACCAUCCAGACGUGGCCUUUGUUAGGGAAAUUGAAGUUUACAAAGCUGAGAAUCCCUCAAAAAAGUUGAAAGUAUAUUUUCUAUUCUACGAAGAUUCUACUGAGGUUCAGAAGUUUGAGGCGAGUAUACGUAGAGAGAAUGGAGCAUUCGAAUCUUUGAUAAGACAAAAAUCUAUGAUGAUGAUUCCAGUUGACCAGGGUGGACAUUGUUUGGGAAUGACUUCUAGUUUUGAGUCAGAUUUAAGUAGUACUCAAAAUUCAAUGACCAGAAGAGCUGGUGGGAGAAAGGAGGUUGAUAAAGAAAUGCAGGUCAUUGUGGACAUGCGAGAGUUCAUGAGCAGUCUUCCCAAUGUUCUUCAUCAGAAGGGAAUGCGCAUCAUUCCAGUGACACUAGAAGUUGGUGACUACAUCCUGUCACCAUUAAUUUGUGUGGAAAGAAAAAGUAUUCAAGAUCUCUUUAUGAGCUUCACAUCAGGUCGUCUAUACCACCAGGUGGAGACAAUGGUGCGAUAUUAUAGGAUUCCUGUUCUGUUGAUAGAGUUUUCACAGGAUAAGAGCUUUUCAUUCCAGUCUGCUAGUGAUAUUGGUGAUGAUGUGACACCAAAUAACAUUAUAUCAAAGCUGUCAUUGCUUGCUCUACACUUUCCACGGCUACGAAUUAUCUGGUCUCGAAGUUUGCAUGCAACUGCUGAAAUAUUUGCUGCACUGAAGGCAAAUCAAGAUGAACCGGAUGAAACAAAAGCUAUGAGAGUGGGUGUCCCCUCUGAAGAAGGAAUUGUGGAGAACGACGUAAGAGCUGAAAAUUACAACACGUCGGCUGUGGAGUUUCUAAGAAGACUGCCAGGCGUUACAGAUUCAAACUACAGGGCCAUAAUGGAUGGAUGUAAGAGCUUGGCUGAACUUGCGCUUCUUCCUUUGGAGAAGCUAGCCGAAUUAAUGGGUGGUCAUAAAGCUGCUCGGACUCUAAGAGAAUUUCUUGAUGCUAAAUAUCCAACUCUGUUGUGAUAAUUCAUUUGUACAAAGCUUUCAACAAUUUUAUUCAAGUCGGUUUGUAAGGUCUUUCCCAUUGGUGGAAAAUGGGUCAUUAAAUUAUUAAAAUUUUUCUCGUUCUUACUCGUGUCAUGUUCAUUAUUCGAUUGUAAUUUAAAAUAUUGUAUUACUUAAAUAUUCUAUUAUAAUUCUGUUUAUCAUUGUUUGCUUA